AUGUAUUCAAGAGCUCCACGUCAGUUUCUACCAACAGCAACACUCCAAAAUCCAUCUCUCUCCCCAGGAUGUUACGAAACAGACAGACAGCUCCCACCAGGCAAAUUACUUGGAUGUGAUGGAUAUGCACCAUUCUUGUCAUUAACGCCACGUCAAGAAGUCUUUCUGCCUCAACCAGCCGAAAAUCCGCCACCAUGCACGUAUUCUUUGAACCCAGCACAUGGACCAACAAAAGUUGUCCAAUUCGGCAAAUCGCAGGCAGAACGAUUCCAAACUAGAGACUCGAAUGUACCUGGACCUGGAUACUAUCGGGUCGAGUCUGAUACGAGACGCAUGUCAAGUAGAGCGGCAGCAUUCAACGCCAAAAUACAAUCGUCACAACCUCCCAAGGUUGUUUGGCAGAGGAAGUUCGUGCCUCCUAGUAUCCCUGUUGGAGAGAUGGCCCAUGGAUAUGAUGAAACGAAUAAUGGUGAACUGUUGCCUCGCAAAGUUCCAAAAGAAGGCAAUAAGCCUGGAGAGACUACCGACAAAGAAACCAUCAUCCCCUCAACACUAUCAACAAAGGGUGUUCGUUUCGGCAAAGGCCCUCGAACAUCAUUGAUCCGACAAUCUGAUCUCGCAACACCAUCUCCGACACAAUAUGAUGUAGCAGCUGCAGAACGGGCACUACGAAGUACUCAUGUGCAUACAGUGCCACCACCAGCAGCUUCAGAAUGUAGGAGAAUGAUGGAGAAUAUUGUUGCUACCGCUGUCAAGCAAGCUACGCCAGCUCCAGGUGCUUAUGAGAUCAAGGUCGGGGCAUUGAAGGAAGUUAAGAGGAGGAGACCUUUUAUGCAUUCAGUCUCAGAUACUGGAUUACGAUACUUGAAUCAAGAACAACUACAUACGCCCAGUCCUGCGGCGUACAAUGUUGCUCAUCCAGCAGCAGUCAAGAGAUUGAAACCAAAAACAGCAAGCUUUGGCUCAAAAUCAAAGCGAUUCGAAUCAGCAGACGAACUACGGGCUGCUACAGCACCAGCACCCGGCCAAUACGAAAUCGAAAUCCAAGCUAAAAUGUCUCAGACAGCACACUUACGACCAUUCUGUGCAUCAAGUGAGAGAUUUAAGCCUCGAAAGAUUGCUCCAUCACCAGCACCAAACUCAUACAACCCAAUACCAGUUCAAAGGUCAGCAUUUGAUCCUGAACUACCUGAAGAAAUCACUGCCCCACGAUUCAUUCGAACGCAUUACGCAUAUGUUACAGCUAGCGGUGCAGUGGCUGUUGAUCCAUACCAGCUAGCCCAUAUUCCAGUGUUUGGAACACAGACAGAACGGUUUGAAGGAGAUCAAAAGCAUCAUGAUCUUCCACCACCAGGCUCAUACGACGUUGCAGAAGCAUUCGAGAAACUGCAAAAGGGAGGCCGGAUGGCACCGCACAUUUCAAGUGGAGCUGCCAAAGGCGAAUUGUUUGCAGUCAAGGAAGAAUUCCCAAGUCCAAAUCAGUACGAUGUUGCUCACUCAAACAAGAUGGGCAAUGGGGCUUUUGUUUCCACAGAGAAACGAUUCCUAGAAGACAACAAGACAUCAGAAAUCCCAGGACCAGGUGCCUAUGUGGCCAUAUCAGAGGAAACAUUGAUACGCAAGACGUUCAACGUCACUCUCGGGCAUGGUGUCGCGAAAGGCAAGGAACUAGUAACAGCAACAGCAGACCAAAAGCCUUCGUCCAAACAACAGCACACCCAACCAAAGACAUCCAAGGGAGCAACACCAAGCCUGCCAGGAAUGGAGCCUUUGAUAGCUGUCAUGAGGGCACCACAUACUGUAUCCACUUAA
Molecule: messenger RNA, 1812 nt
Organism: Synchytrium microbalum
Lineage: Eukaryota; Fungi; Chytridiomycota; Chytridiomycetes; Synchytriales; Synchytriaceae
Exons: 9
Coding region: 1-1812 (603 amino acids)
Source: RefSeq, a predicted model, not a curated record